Molecule: messenger RNA, 1488 nt
Organism: Carassius auratus (goldfish)
Lineage: Eukaryota; Metazoa; Chordata; Actinopteri; Cypriniformes; Cyprinidae
Product: kelch domain-containing protein 10-like
Exons: 10
Coding region: 197-1450 (417 amino acids)
Biological process (GO): positive regulation of stress-activated MAPK cascade
Molecular function (GO): protein binding
Source: RefSeq, a predicted model, not a curated record
CUUGGUUUUCAUCAGCGUUUCUACCUUCACUUUCAUUGCAAAGGACCUCCUGACCGGCCAUCUAUUUCGUUCAAACGUCUCUUCGCGGGAAGCAUGGGCUGAGUUCUGCUCUGCGGUCCUCUGUCUGCUGAAGGAAGCCCCGUCGUCUGCUAAUGCGUGACUGUAGUUGGAUGAUUUCAGCGUGAUUCUCGGAGCGAUGUCUGCCGCAGAAGGAGCUCAUAGCCCGGACAGACUCAAUCAGUUUGAGCAGCUGUCUGGAAGGCCUCCGCUAAGAGCUGCAGGCUCUAAGAAGAGAGUUUCCUGGGUACAAGCUCGAAGACUCCUUGGCCAGCCCUGCCCCACUCUACGGAUCCCUAACAGGUUUUUAAGAGAAGGUCACAGAGCCCCCCCGGCCCGGAGCGGCCAUCGCUGUGUGGCUGACAACACCAACCUCUAUGUGUUUGGAGGGUAUAACCCCGACUACGACGAAUCUGGUGGCUCAGAGAAUGAAGACUACCCUCUGUUCAGGGAGCUGUGGAGGUUCCACUUCGCCACAGGAACAUGGCAACAGAUCCGCACAGAGGGUUUCAUGCCUACUGAACUGGCUUCAAUGUCAGCUGUUUUGCACGGAAACAACCUGCUUGUUUUUGGCGGGACCGGAAUCCCGUUUGGGGAAAACAACGGAAAUGAUGUUCACGUCUGCAACGUUAAAUACAAACGUUGGUCCCUCCUCAACUGCAGGGGCAAGAAACCCAAUCGAAUAUAUGGACAGGCGAUGGCCAUAAUCAACGGCUUCCUAUAUGUAUUUGGAGGUACGACAGGCUACAUCUACAGCACAGAUCUUCACAGACUGGAUCUGACAACACGUGAGUGGAUUCAUCUGAAACCCAACAACCCUCCAGAUGACCUGCCGGAGGAGCGAUAUAGGCAUGAGAUAGCCCAUGAUAGACAGAGGAUCUAUAUUCUGGGAGGGGGAACUUCCUGGACUUCCUACCCAUUAGACAAGAUACAUGCAUAUAACCUUGAAACAAAUUCCUGGGAGGAAAUCACAACUAAGCCUCAUGAAAGAAUAGGAUUCCCAGCCCCUCGGAGAUGUCAUAGUUGUGUGCAGAUUAAAAAUGAUGUAUUUAUAUGUGGAGGUUACAAUGGUGAAGUAAUACUAGACGACCUGUGGAAAAUCAACCUGCUGACGUUUCAGUGGAAUAAACUACCUGCAGUGAUGCCUGAACCUGCGUACUUCCACUGUGCUGCUGUUACCCCAGCCGGCUGCAUGUACAUCCAUGGUGGUGUGGUGAACAUCCAUGAGAAUAAGCGGACUGGUUCCUUAUUUAAGAUCUGGCUGGUAGUGCCCAGUCUGCUGGAGCUGUGCUGGGAGCGUCUGCUCAAAGCCUUCCCACACCUGGCCCAACUUACCCCGAUACAGCUGCUAAACUUGGGCCUCACCCAGGAACUCAUUGAACGCUUGAAAUAAAGAGGCGAGGGGACUGUGAGUGUGAGAGACAGACUGUG